Molecule: messenger RNA, 5931 nt
Organism: Selaginella moellendorffii
Lineage: Eukaryota; Viridiplantae; Streptophyta; Lycopodiopsida; Selaginellales; Selaginellaceae
Product: TPR repeat-containing thioredoxin TTL1-like
Exons: 10
Coding region: 579-3320 (913 amino acids)
Molecular function (GO): protein binding
Source: RefSeq, a predicted model, not a curated record
CUCUUUGGGGCGGCUUUUAGCGAUGGCCUAUUUGUGCGUGUGUAGGUAGCUUAGAGUUCUUGCAUUGGCGCACUGGCGCAUUCUAGUAGCGGUAGAUAUAGCAGCAUUGGAGGCUUCGAUCGAUCGAUCGAUUUACGGAGGCGCCGGUGCCGCGCUGCUCGAAAUUCUUUGAUCCGCGGCGUGUGGAUCUGCAUUGGCGCUAGGAAUCGCCUAGGUCGCGCUCGCUGUGCUAGAUCGACCCGGCUAAUCGAUAUUUCGGGCGCUCAAGCUCGCUUGACGGCCACUCCAGCUCCAGCGGGGGAUGACUGUGAGGCAUUGCUUCACUACCCUAGCAGCGCUGGAGGACGAGGAGGCGUCCUUCGUGAAUGCAGGCGGCGGCACAUCCCCUGCAUUCUCUCGCUCGUUUAUGGUACCAGAUGUGCGUAGAUCUGACACAUUUCCAGUGAAGCCGGGCUUGAUCGCAAUCCCCUGAUUCGCAGCAUUGCGAUUUUCUUUCCAGCAUUGGUUUGGGAAGCAACGCAGAAGAUCGUCUGAAAUUUCGAGGUAAAUUUCUAUCAACCAUCCACUGAGUCGUGGAUAUGGCGCAGUGCUAUGCGGAAAGCAAGCCCAUCGGCACUUUCGACAUGCAUGGCGGGAGGCUGUAUUGCUCUGGCUAUGGUGGCGACCAUCUCAAGCCAUUUAGAAGCUACUCCAAGUACGCGGCGGCAUCGGCGGCUAACAGCGCGGAGAUGAUCGUGCCAAUGUUUUUCAAGCAGCAGAAGCACAAUCAAACCAGCCGAGCAUCGCUUGAGACCGUUUCCACGAGCACCACUCUGGAGGCGGCGAAUCCUCCAGAGGCCGAUCGCAUCGCAGAUGCCACUGUCAAGCUGGGAUUGCCGAGCGACGAGAUUCCAAAGCCACCUGUGAUGAGGAAACUGUCUGGGGAGCUUACAGCGCCCACCAAGAAGGCCGAUUCCAAGACCGAGAUCGGGAGUUACAGAUCCGAUGUAGACGGUGCGGCCGCAGCUCCCAAGCCAUCCAGUAGACACAGCUCGGGAGAAAUCACUUCGGAAGUGGGAGAGGCUCCAUCGACAAGCCAACCUUCGAAGCUAAUUGGCGGUGUGGUGGCCAAUGGCAGUGGAGGAACUCUUGGUGGUACGAGGACGAGGAUUUCUAAAGCCGCAGCAUCGUCUCACCAAAGCUGGCCUAGCAGCCCAGCUAACUUUCGACCGGCUCCAAGGACUCGUAAUCUCAGCGAAGGAAGCUUUAGUAUGAUCUUCCCGGAGGAGGGACACAGCAGAUUAUAUUUCACCAGUCCAACGAGAGCGAGAUCGAAGGAACCAACCAAAGUGUCUGACGUUCAAGACAGCAAGGCCGGCUUCGCGACGAACUCUUCGUUUCCUGACAGGAAGCAGGAUGGAGUUGUGAGAGUAACUCCAAAACGAGGAGAGUUGACGGAAGGUGGCGGCAAGGCAAGGAGUUAUACCGGGAGUCCUCCUCGAACGUUGAACAAGGAGGUUCCAUCCAUUCGACAUUCCAGAAACGUGAGUGAUGGAAACUGGGGAGUGUUCAACAGUGGCGCGAGGGGAGGCAACCUUUUCCGCUCAAACCUUUCAGCCUCUAAGCCUCAGGUUCCUGCUGCUGAGAAAGCUACGCCUCCAUCGAUCAAGCCAACCGGAGCAGCAGCAAAAGUUCAAAGUGAAGGGAUGAAUUGCGGGUUUGUUUCUGGCGGUAGCUUUGCCAGAGGCGGUGUCCCUGGCGGUGAGAAGACCUCCGUGGCGCAGGAGUCGACGGCACCGUCUUACGGCAGCGUAAGUAAAGGUGGUGCACCCGCUAGUAGCAAUGAUCCUCAAAAACCAAACGGUAAAAAGGUCACGGCUGAGUCUUAUGGAACUGGAAAUGUGUUCCUCAUGGGCGAAAGUAUGUUGCUGAAGAAGGCUCUCACCAGCAAGGACGCAGAAGAAGUUAAGAACAUCGGAAACGACCAGUAUAAGAAAGGCCACUUCCUGGAGGCCUUGUCUCUGUACGAUCGAGCGAUAUCUUUGUCACCUGGUCAAGCGCCUUACCACAGCAACAGAGCAGCCGUUUUGGCAGCACUGGGACGCUUGGUUGAGGCUGUACAGGAAUGCCAACAAGCCAUCGUCCUUGAUCCAAGCUAUUCUCGUGCACACUUGCGGCUAGGAACACUGUUUCUCAGACUAGGAUGGACAGACGAGGCGAAAAGACAUUUGCAAGGAAAUGAAGGCGGGGACUUGCAGCGAUUGGAAAGUGUUGCUCUUCAUCUAGCCAAGUGUCACGACGCGAGAAGGCUGAGAGAUUGGCAAAUGGUUAUAAGAGAGAGUGAUGCGGCUGUCGUUGCGGGUGCGGAUUCCUCGGUCCAGGCAUACGCUCUCAAGGCAGAAGCUCUACUAAACCUUUGUAAGGUGAACGAAGCUGAUAGGGCCAUUUUGUGCGCCCAGCGGAAUUUGAAACAAAAGCAUGUAGUGGACGAACGCGUGUACUUCAUCGCUCAAGCGAAGAUAGACCUGGCUCAAGGACGGUUUGAAGAAGCGCUUCAAGCAGCAGAGAAAGCUAGCGCGAACGAACCGUUCAAUGCGGAAGUUUCUGGAUUCGACAAGAAAGUCCGUAGGUUAGUGAAGGCAAGAGCAACCGGCAAUGACCUUUUCAAGGCUGGCAAAUUCCUCGAAGCUUCAACCGCUUACGGCGAGGGAUUGGAGCUCGAUCCAGAAAAUGCCAUCCUAUACUGCAACAGAGCAGCAUGCAGGUCGAAGCUCCGGCUUUGGGAGAAGGCUAUUGAGGACUGUAACGCUGCCCUCAACGUACAGCCCAGUUACACAAAGGCUCUUCUCCGACGUGCACAGUGUUACACCCAGCUUGAGCGAUGGGACAGUGCACUCGAAGACUACAUGGUUCUGAAAAGUAAGCUUCCUGGGGACGUGGAAGUUGCCAGGGCACUGUUCGAAGUGCAGAUCGCUCAGAAGAAAGCAAGAGGAGAAGAAGUUUACAAAGUCAGUUUUGGAGGAGGCGGAGUCGAGGAGGUCUAUAGCCCCGACCAAUUCAAGGAAGCCAUCACAUCUCCAGGUCUAGCUGUCGUUCAUUUCAUAACCAGAUGGAGCGAGCGGUGCAAGCAGAUCACGCCGUUUAUCAAUUUAUUGUCAAAAAGAUAUCCUUCUGUCAACUUUGUCAAGGUUGAUAUCGAGGACCACCCAUUUCUGGCCAAGACUGAGGGUGUAGGUACCGUCCCAACUUUCAAGCUGUACAAGAACGGGCUUAAAGUAACCGAGAUGCUGGGUCCUAGCCAACAAAAGCUCGAAGAUGCGGUGCAGCACUAUAUUUUAUAGCCCGAGGUGCAUGACUUAGUGGAGGGAAUAAGGAGGAAGCACCAGUAGCAGGCGAGAAACAAUUUUUUUGCAGGCAAAUGAAAUAACUUCUUGGCUCGAGAAGUUUGCCUGGUGACUUAGAGAGCUACAUUACAAGCGCAGGCAGCCCAAGUGUAAAAAGAAAGGGUGUUAGAGACGGAGAGCAUGGUGGGCUGGCUGCUGCGACCUGAAAGCUUUGCUUUAUCUGUAGUAAGUGCUCGAACUCUUUUGUAUACGGAAGCAGCUGGUUUUUUCGUUUCUUUACCUGUCUCUUCGCUUUCCCGGUAGAAGGCAUUUGAGUAAGCAAGCCUGGAUGCUUGCUUGGUAUUGGAAGCACAGGUUCGAGGCAGUUGCUUUUGCAGACGUUACUGAUUAUUUGAUGAGUUGCUGAUGAUCCAGGAAGAACUUUUGGGGAAUUGUUUUGUGGAUAACUUGAGUAUCUUCCAAGUGUUCUCAGGUCUGGGCUCUAUACUUAAUAAUUUCGGAAAGGCAAGCUCCAUUUACUCACUUACAUUCCUUCGUUGCAGGAUAAAGACUCGCUCCUCUGUGACUUGCAGCAGUCAUUGGUUUUAAUGAAAUACAAGACAUGUUAGUUUUCAAUCCGGGCCGAGUUGGAGAGGUACCUCUCAACUCACAAUCUCUUUCACUUUGGAGGCGAUUAAAUGUUCGCAGUCGUCACUCAACAAGUCCGUGCUCUCUGGUGCUGCAUCUUUUUCUUGCUAAAUCACCACUCACUCGUGUGUUCUUGUUGCUUUUCGCAAUUUUUAUAUUUCACAAGGAGCCUCGUCUUCCUGAAUCCUGGCUGGCUGCCACUAUACGCCAAGCCCAUGCCUGUACUGAGCAGCGAUGCCACUGGAGGCAUCAUGGCUUUGUGUUUGGAACGGCAUUCUCUCUUCUUGCUUCAAUCAAUCAGCCAACGUGCUCGCUGCAGCAGAGAGAGCAUAUCCUUGCGGCAGUCUUUCUUUAUUCCUGUGGACAUGAUGGUGAUGAUGAGUUGAAGAGGGGCUCUCCUGCUCCUUGUGCAGCUGCGCACUGAAAGGCUCUGGCGAUGCUCCCUGGCGUCUUAUCUACUCAUCUGUCGUUCUAUCUAUCUACCAUACAAGGCAGGCAGACUUUGGCGUGGCACUGACUGGCUUUACUUGCUUCUGCCAAGUUUUCUUUGCAUUUACAUCUACGGUGUUUCACGAGUCCUUCGCAUUCACGGCCGCUUCUUUCUCUAAACGCUUUACUGAUCCGACUGUGACUGUUGUUAGGUGGGCAGCCAAAGACAGCGAAGAAGCCCAGGCGAGACGGGAAUUCAUUCGACUGUGAGUAUGAGUUGUUCUCUUCUUCUUUUAUUUCUAAUCUUUAUCUUGCGUCUGAACAAAGGCAUGGGAACUGUUGUUAUUUUCUGAUUGGACUUUCUGAUACGCGCAUUCAUGCAGCCAGCCAGCCAGCCAGAGCCUGAACCAAUCUCUUCGAAACAAAGCAUUAGGAAAAGGACUCGCCGGACGUCCCCCUUUUUUCUACAGUAAACAAGUAUAUUGUAUCAGCAGCCAAGUAAAGUCGAGUUCGUGCGGAACCUGGCCCAGGUAAGAGCUAAGCAGCCGUUGUUAAAAUGAAAGUACUCACCGGAGGAUCUUUCACGUCACAGUCAACCGGGAGGAAUCAUUUUCUUGCUUCGGCUGUACUCUCUGCGACAGAGGAGCAGCACAAGCGUUGGCAAGCAAUACGUGCUGAGCAGUGACGCCCACUCCACCACGUCUGGCACGUAAGGCAUGGCCGCGACAAGCUCCUCUGCCUCCUUCACGUAGCCGGCACGUCCAAACAGCCGGACCAUGCAACAGUAGUGCUGCUUCGUUGGUCGAAUUCCAAAGUCCAUCACCAUGGAGAUGAAACACGACUUGCCAGUCUCCAGCUCCCCGUCAUGACAACACGAGAUGAGAAGCAGCACAAAGCAGACGUCACUGGCCGCGUCCAGAGCGCUCAUGCCCAUGAAGAGGUCCUGCGCGUCUUUGGCAUGCCCAGCGUGGGAGUACCCAGCCAGCAUGGUGCUCCAGGAAAUCGAAUCCUUGCUGGGCAUGGCGUCAAACGUUCGUCUUGCAAGAAGGACACGACCGCUUUGGAAAUAGGCAGACAUGAUGGUGUUCCAAGAGACUACGUCUCGCUCUGGCAUUUCAUUGAAGGUGAUCAGAUCUUUGAGCGGAGUUUCGAGAAACAGUGCCCUUGCGGCUUCCAGAUGACCGCCACGCGUGUACGACGCCACCAUCGCGUUCCACGACGUGGUAUCCCUCUCUGGCAUCGUAUCAAAGAUAUAUCGUGCGAAAUCUACAUGCCCGGAUUGGGCAUAGGCAGCCAGCAGUGCAGUCCACGACACAAGAUCUUUCUGUGGCAUCUUGGCAAAAAAAUCUCUGAUCGGUUCAACGUCUGGAUCCUGAGCAAGGUAAGCAAGGAAAACAUUGCAUGAUAUUACGUUGACCACAGCGAUCUGGGAAAACAGUUCUUUUGCAGCACCAUAGUUCUUACUGCGACAAUACAAUGUGAGAAGUAUGUUGUACGACACGAGAUCGCGCUCUGGCAUCUCACGAAAUAGAAGCUCCACCUCUUUUAAGCG